CAUUUCCCCAAGUUAUAGGCCUGUAAAUAAUAAACAAAAUAGGUAAUUCAAUUGUAGAACUUAAAAUUCAACAGCGAUAAAAAAAAGUGUGUGAAUAAUGGAUCAUUUUAAUGUGCCUAAGAAAGUGAAUAGGCACGUUUUGAAAGCGUUGGGUGCUUUGAGUGGCGGCGAUCGCAAUCGAAUCAUCGUCACGUCAAGUAUAAUAAAUCAAGUGAAGUAUCAAAUGCGAAACCUAGUACCAGUUCCGAAUCUUGAGAGGGCCGUACAGAAUUCUUUGAAGAACCUCAGUGAAAUUGGCUUGAUUGAUCGACGUGGCAUGCAUCGCUAUGCUCUUGGACGUUCCGCUGCCGCUAUGCAAGGGCCCAGUGCUCAAUCCAAUUCUAAAACCCCAGACCGUCGUGUAUUUCAUGGCAAUGAUCCACGGCGAUGUAGUCGUAGCAGAUUAGAUCCCAAUAUGAAACGUGGGCGAGCCUGCAGCGAAGAAGAAUCUCUUUCUGGCGAUGAAUUUGACCGAACACGCAAACGUAUGCGUACAAACAACAAGCAACUAGGGCAUUGUGGUCGUUGGGCACAUUUGCCGCGUGUGCGACAGCACCACCAAAAGAUUCACCCAGCCGAUCAGCUGUGCCGUAUAAGGGCACCAAUCGAUACACCUUUGAUUUCUCAAGACCUCUACUCAAUACAUCACCAACAAAAGAUCUUUCAGGAAUGUUUUCCUCCUAAAGUCUGUCGAGAUCUACUUGAAAUCAUCAGCAGGGGAAUGAUAAGUAAUGCAACAUCGGACUAUAUGCUUGCUAAUGUGACACCCGCACUAUCGCUUGAGAUAGCUGAAAUCUCAGAUGAUGUAAAAAAAAUUGUGGAUGUGCGCAAAAUAGUCGAGACCCCACCGUUACAACAGCAAAACGAAAACGAGCUGGAAAUGGGAGAGUACGAAGAACGUGAGGAAGGAGUGCAAACUGAGAACAUAUCGUCAACGGCAGUCUCUGACCACCAAAAUGCAACAACAUGCCGCGAAACGGCAUCUAAGGUCAGGCAAGGGGUGCAACAAGUGCAAAACGCUAGCAAAAUCAUAACAAAUCAAAAUCCAGUCACAAAAAUUGGUUUGUCUCACCGGGCAAUGACCACAUCCAACGCCUUGGCGGCUACAUCUGAAAAUUCAUCCAAGUCUCUACUGCCCGAUUACACAAAGUCUUAUAUUAAAUGAUAAAUGUGCACUUUGCUCGAAAUCACAAUUGGUUUUUCGGGCUUUUUUGUUGUAAAUUAAAUGUAAGUGAGUUCCUCAAUUAUAAAACCUCUCCCUUGAAAAUAAAUCGUCGAAACGACUUCAUUGAAGGGGCAUG
This is a messenger RNA of Rhagoletis pomonella (apple maggot), 1340 nucleotides long. RefSeq lists its product as uncharacterized. The transcript is spliced from 2 exons. The coding region runs from base 98 to 1204 and encodes 368 amino acids. NCBI's taxonomy places the organism in Eukaryota, Metazoa, Arthropoda, Insecta, Diptera, Tephritidae. The record is from RefSeq and is a predicted model, not a curated record.